AUGGAGAAGAAAAGAUCAGAAGAAACAAAGACUCUGGCUUUUCCAUUCAGUCUGUCAAAGCAAGCAAUUCAGGAACCACCUGAAAAGGUCAAAAAAGAUCCAUUCAUUGGAAUGGAGGAGCGCUGGGAUACACAAUGGGAGCCAUUUCUCGAAACACAACCCACCCACGCAGGCAGGCACUUGGAGGCUUCUCCCUGGGAAGACCCCAAGGCCUUCCUAGCCUCCUUCGAGCAGGUGGCCACGGCCUGCCGGUGGCCCAGAGCAGAGUGGGUGGCCCAACUUCUGCCAGCCCUUUAUGGAGAUGCGGAAGAGGCCUUUCAGAGCCUGGACGUCAUUCAUCAAGAGGAUUAUGAGACCGUGAAGGUGGCCAUCUUGAGGGGAGAUGCGGUGAAAAGCGAGGCCCAGCGUCAACGUUUCAGACAGUUCUACUGCCAGGAAGUGGAAGACCCACGGAAGGUUCAAAGCCAUCUCGAGGAGCUUUGCCACCAGUGGCUGAAGCCCGAGAGUCACACCAAGGAUCAGAUCCUGGAGCUCUUGAUCUUAGAGCAAUUCCUGGCCAGCCUACCUCCAAAGCUUCAGGACUGGGUUCAGUCCAAGAGGCCGCAGACGAGUUCCCAGGCUGUGGCCCUGAUGGAGACCUUCCUUAGGAGCCAGCCGGAAGUCAAAUCCAAGCCGUGUCAGGUAUGA
Molecule: messenger RNA, 687 nt
Organism: Pseudonaja textilis
Lineage: Eukaryota; Metazoa; Chordata; Lepidosauria; Squamata; Elapidae
Source: RefSeq, a predicted model, not a curated record